CGUAGUGUGGUUGCGCUGUGAUUGGAAGCAGGGAAGCGUCGAGCAGCGAGCGUCCUGUCUGCUUCUCACUGGUGAAGGACUACCUUUCGGCUCUGCCUCUCGCGGGGCUGCUGUACAAAGAUGGCGGGCGAACUGGUGGAAGCGAUGAACAUGGUGAAGAGUUUCCGGGUGUCUGACCUGCAGACGCUGCUGGCCUCCAUGGGCCGCAGUAAGAGUGGUCUAAAGCAUGAUCUGGUGGGACGGGCGCUGAGGCUGGUGCAGACAGAGUACAGCCCAGAGCUGCUGAAGAACGUGCGGCAGCUGUACGAGUCACGCUUCCCCAAGGCGUCGGGUUGGCUGGCUGCUCGGCGCCCGGAGGGGGUUCCGGUGGCCUACUCCUCCCUCAGCUCGUCCCCCACAGGCACUCAGGGCGCAGACUACCUCAAUGGCAUCCCCAAGCUGUCCUCCACACCUGCGGCUGAGGUCAAGCUGGUGUCGCUGCCCUUCUACCAAACUCUGGAGACGCUGUUGCCGCCAACAGAGCUAAUUGCCCAGAACAGUGAGAAACUGCAGGACAGUCAAUGCAUAUUUGAAUUAACACAGAGCCAAGCGGACCAAGUCAGAAACUCAACUGAGCUUCGACCAGGAAUGAAGGCAAUCCAGGUGGUUCUUAGAAUCUGUUAUACAGACUCAAUCGGUGUCCAGGAAGAUCAGUACCCUCCCAAUAUUGCUGUCAAAGUCAACCAGUCCUACUGUCAUGUACCAGGUUACUACCCUUCUAAUAAGCCAGGUGUGGAACCGCGUCGUCCCUGUCGCCCAGUCAACAUCACACCCUGGUUACACCUCUCCACUGCCACCAACCGGGCCACUGUCACGUGGGGCAACUUCGGCAAGCGCUACUCGGUGGCAGUGUAUUUAGUGCGGGUCUUCACAUCAGCAGAGCUCUUCAGCCAACUUAAACACUGCUCAGUGGAGAGUGCAGAACGCUGUCGUGAACGCAUCCAGGACAAGCUACGCUUUGAUCCAGAGAACGAGAUCGCCACCACAGGGCUACGGGUGUCCCUCAUCUGUCCUCUAGUGAAGAUGCGGAUAGGAGUGCCGUGUCGGGUGCUCACCUGUGCCCACUUGCAGUGUUUCGAUGCCACCUACUUCCUGCAAAUGAAUGAGAAGAAGCCCACGUGGACCUGCCCUGUGUGUGACAAACAGGCUCCCUUUGAGCUGCUCACCAUCGAUGGGCUGGCAUCUGAGAUCUUAAAGGAGACCCAUGAGGAUAUUGAGGAGAUUGAAUAUCUGACUGACGGUUCAUGGAGACCUAUUCGAGAUGAGAAGGAGAGGGAGAGGGAACGGAGCAACACUCCUGACUAUCCUGUAGUGGAUAUAUGUGUUCCUGAGGCGAACGGCCACUCCCCAGCCCACAGCAGCACCAGCCAGACAGGGAAGUCAGGAGCAGGGUCCACGGCGGGGGGAACGGGCGGAGGAGUGGUGGUAGAUCUGACUCUGGACUCUGAGGAGGAGGAGGAGGGGGGAGGGGCUAGAGGAGACAGCGAUGACACUGAGGACAGCCAGGACAGCCCCGCCCCCAAGAGGGGCCGAUACGACUAUGACAAGGACCUGGUCACUGCCUACUGACUGGCGGACUGACCCCACAAACUGAGAGAGAGGGUUGGGCUUGAUUGGAGGACAGGAAAUCAUUAGUCCCUACUGCAUCCCCUGCCCGCCCGCCUGCCCCCACUUCUCUGGCGUUUAUCCACACACAGACACACUCUCAUACAUGCACUGUCAACCUCUGGAGUGGUUAGGCUUCAUCUAUACACCACUGGAAACAACAGCUCCCUAACACUUGUGGCUCACCCCUCCCAGCAUUCUGUAUCCUCCCUCCUUAGAGACAAUUUAAGAUGGUAACCUCCUCUCAAACUAUUCCCCCUCCAUCUCCUUGUACUUUGUAUUUGACUUGAAUUUAAGGCUCUCAAAGCCACAAGCAUUUGGUGUUUCUCCACUUUUUGUGAUCACAGGCAAUGGGAGAUAUGGAGCAUCAUCGUUGUUCAGUAGUAAGAGGUCAAGAUAACCUAUAUGAAGAAUUUGUGACUCGAGCCACAGACUAGAUUUUUCUGGAAUAUGAUGAAAUUGAACACCCCAACUUUCUGUUUAAUUCAUUCAGACAAUGAAGACAAAGAAAAUGGGCUCUAACAGUAUUUCAAAUUGUUUAAGUCAGAAAAUCCCUAAAAAUGAUUUGUUUGAUACUUCCCCCAUUUAAUUUUGUCCUUAGAUGAUGACAACCUACCUCAGUCGUACAUAGCAAACUUGCUUGACCAGAGAGAGUAGCACCUGAACUAUGGUUGCUAUAGUAUUUUGACAAGAGGGUCUACUAUUUUUUUUUUUCUUCACUCGCAUCACUUAAAAAAAUAAAGAAACCCAUUAAACAUUUUAUACAACUUGUAUGGCCCAAAUAGGGAAUAGGUUAUGGGAAGCAGGGUCAUGUUCAUUAGGGCACAAUAGUAACAUGUUAUUUUUUUGUAAUGGAAAGAGUACUUCCCUGUUUCACUCCAUUUGAGUGUUUUUGUUUUGUGCUGAAUAUGACCCAGGAAUGCUGUAUCUUUGAGAAGUUCUUGUAAGUACUCCCCACUGCAUUGAAAUAUACGAUUUCAGUUGGUGUCUGAAUAGCUACACAGUAUGACAAGCAAUUGUCAUAGUGGCGGGUAAGCAGAGACCAGCGGUUAUCAUUUGAGGUUUUGGAACAUAAUCUUUUCAGAUUCUGCCCAAUGUUCUGUGUUGCCAGUGUUGUUCAUAUUGAUCAAGGAAACUAAUACAGCAUGGAUUAUUUUCACCUGCCCAUUUGUCAGUUUAACAGUUGGAUAGUCUGAGACUAAACACUACUGCAUUCAACCUUCUUCCCCCUAAAUCAUGAGAGCUUCAGUGUUUUCAACCAGAUUUGUUUUUCUUUCAGUUUCUUAAAUUUGUUGAUAUUUUUUUUUAUUGAACAAGGCACUUGACUAAAGAAUGUCACAUUUUAGUAUCCACACAAAACUGGUCAAACCCAUGUUGAGGCAAUUGUGCCAAAGCAGAUUUGUGUCAAUUAUCUCUUGUUGCAAGGUCAGAUUUGGGUGCCUUUUUUUGUUUUGAGUUUAGAUUGGUGGAGGCUGGAGCCUACAGUUGUUUGGCUAUUUGACCUGGUCUACACAGGAAGUCCCAGUAAGAAAAUACAUUAUUUAAGACUAUUUGUCAUUAUUUACUGUUUUUUUGUUGUUUUUUACAGUGUGGGGGACUUAAGGAGGGAUGUAUCUCGAUGUGGAAUGGUAUCAAUUUGUGAGUGUCGACAUCCUUUUGACUUAAAUUGUAUUUGUCUAAAGUAUAGUAUUUAUUGAUAAUUGAUUGCGUCACAACUUUGUUUUAUUUGAAAGGCAGUUUGUAUUAAAUUGUACAUAUGUGGCAAUCAAGAGUGCUGUACCAGAGCCAUUUAUAUAUGGCUUUGUACUGUACACAAGUUCCCAGUAAGGGGUAGCAGAACACUUACGAAGCUGGAACUUUUUUUGUGAAUGAAUACGUGGCAAACUGAAUGAUCCAGGCUCAAGGCACUGCCAUCGUUAGACAUGUCCCUUUCCAUCUGAGUAAACUGAGUUCUAACCAAUAACACAUUCUGCCUCUUCCCAGUUCAACGUUAUUACACUCAAAUUAGCCUUUAUUAUUGCAUAGGCCCUAGAUGAAUGUCCUCUCUACAGGUAGUUUGAACGAUACAUCAGUAAUUACUGCUUCAGAUUAGCUUUUUCCACAGGCACAGUUCAAAUUGUAGUAAACAUUGUUCAUCUUUUUGGUUACAACGGUUGCUGAGACUUACAAACUUUUAAUAUUUUCGUUCCUGGUCAUUAGAUUCCUCACCCCAGCGAUAGUCCCCGUUUUAAUUUGUGCUGUUUAUGGCGUUAGUCUACUUUCAGGAUUUUAUAGAACAGUCUGUUGUAAAUUCCUAGAAUCUCUCAAAUGGUAUUGGUAAUACAUGCAUUUGACUAUAGCAUAAGCAUAUUGACAUUUUGUGAUCAUCCUGAAUUCAGACUUGCAUAGACACUCAGUACUGUAUGAGUAAGCCAUUUUGUGGAAGAUGUAGUAGUAUACCUAAUCUAAUAAUGAGAUGGUAUUGACUGAGGAAACGUAUGGGAUCUUGUCUUCCACUUUUCUGCAGUACUCAUUUCCAUAUAUUUCUAGCUUGCGGAUGUUAUACCGAUAGGUGAGUUCUGAAACAAUUAUAGGUAACCCGCAUUGUUUGAUGGCACUUUCUGUCAAAGAACCCCAAACCGUAGCGGUGUCCCUGAAUAUGACCAUAGUUGUAUGAUUCAUGCAUUUUAAGCAACAUCUUAUUAUGUCUAGCAGAAUUUCAUCUUCAACUAAGCCAAUCUAUCCAACAAAUUACUCUACAGAUUUGAAUCGAGUUGUUUUAAUUUAUAAGUGUAGAACAUCACUGCGCAGAUAAUAGUUUUCCUCAAGCUUUUUCAUAUUGUGAGACAGAGGUGAAGUACAGGUUGUUUCUGAGGAACUGAGCCAGAUGGUGAAACCUGGGUUAGGGUCCAGACUGGGUUUUAAGCAAAUGGUGGAUCAGGUCUUGAUGGUGGCAUUCCUUAUUAUAACAAUGCUUAAGGUAGCAUGGGCAGGGCUUGCAAGCCAUUAUGUAAAUGUUUUGUUUGUCUUUUAUAUCUUCGUAUUAAAAGACAAUACAAUUAAAAUAUUUUAUUAAGCUUCGAAUUGCCUUCAGUUGUUACAAAAGUCAGACACAAUAAAAUCACAAAUACCAGUAUUGGAACUGAUGCCACUUUAGGGUUAAGAGGUGGUUGGGUCGUCACUAGUUACCACAGCCACAAAGUCAUGUAUGGCUAAUUAUCGCCUAUUUCUACAAUUUAACUUAUUAAAAUCUGACUUUAACCUUAUGCCUAACCUUAAGACCAAAAAGCAAAUGUUUGUUUUCAUGAGUUUUUACUGUAUAGCCAUUUGACUUUGGCUGUGGUAACUAGCGACAACCAGAUGGUUGAGGUGUAGAUUGGUGUGACAUCCUUUACCUGUUGCUGGGGCCUCAGGGACACAUUUGUCUCCUUUUCAAAAAGAACUGUAAAAAUCAAAAUCAUAUUCUAACACCUGUUAUUGACUUGUGGAACUAAUUAAACCUUUUUUUUAUCGAAUUGUUUGCUAAGUCAUGUUAGCUUGAAAAGUAACAAGUUCCUUCUGGAAAAAUAAAGUUAUUCAAAACAGAAA
This is a messenger RNA of Oncorhynchus nerka (sockeye salmon), 5211 nucleotides long. RefSeq names its product protein inhibitor of activated STAT, 4a (gene pias4a). Lineage: Eukaryota; Metazoa; Chordata; Actinopteri; Salmoniformes; Salmonidae. Gene Ontology annotation, molecular function: transcription coregulator activity; zinc ion binding; SUMO ligase activity. The record is from RefSeq and is a predicted model, not a curated record. Gene Ontology annotation, biological process: regulation of transcription by RNA polymerase II; protein sumoylation. Gene Ontology annotation, cellular component: chromatin. Bases 121 to 1608 code for a protein of 495 amino acids. The transcript has 11 exons.